Molecule: messenger RNA, 3250 nt
Organism: Dermacentor andersoni
Lineage: Eukaryota; Metazoa; Arthropoda; Arachnida; Ixodida; Ixodidae
Biological process (GO): regulation of transcription by RNA polymerase II; cell fate specification; positive regulation of DNA-templated transcription
Cellular component (GO): chromatin; nucleus
Molecular function (GO): DNA-binding transcription factor activity, RNA polymerase II-specific; RNA polymerase II cis-regulatory region sequence-specific DNA binding
Source: RefSeq, a predicted model, not a curated record
GCAGCGACCCCCCCCUCCCCCCUCCCACUAUCCGCCCUGCUUUCUUCACAGCCCCCCCUCCUCCUCCCCGCACCCUUUACCUCAAUCGCCAAUUCUAUCGCUUCUACUGCCAGUGGUGCACAACAACCGCUGUACCACCGCCAGUGCCAGCGUGUUCGAUCGACCGGCUUAUCGGGAAGAAACGGCCUCACUGGCGGAGGAUUAGCCGACGGCCCCGGGAGCAACCACCGUCGUCGAGAAUGCUGGCUCUUCCUGUGUUGAACAACAUCCCCGUGCUUCGACGACGAUGACGACGAGCUCGGAGACGGGACCACCGGCGUCCACCGCUGUACGUGCCCGCGCGCCGUCGUCCGCGACGCGAGUAGUCGUUCCAAGUGUGCUUCGUGGUUGUGCCGGCUGAAACUGGGCGAUCGAACUGUGCCGUGCUUAAGAGUGCGACCUACACGCUCGGCAGUGUGCUCGGGCUCCGCCACGACGGCAAGGGAAGGCGAGGCGAGCGGCAGCACCGCCUCCAGCAGGAGACGGCGGCGGCUCGCCGCCGGCCGGUCCGCCGACCUCCUACCCUCCUCGUGUUGCUGCUGUUGCCGCCGCUGCUUGCUAGUGUAUCGAGGUGCUUGUGCGGCGUGGUUGCCUCGCAUCGUCGCGAGACGUCCCGGCGUCCGACGCACCGCCGCCGCCGUCGGGCCGAAGACGCGGAUCCGCGGGAUCCGCAGUGAAGCACGGUCGCGGCGCGCGCGGGUGGCGGCGAGGUGCGUUACCAGAUCCUCUAGCCGAGGGGCCACCUAGCCCUGGGGCCGCCGUGGCCUCGCAGCAGCGCCGAGGAUAUGCGCUUCGAGCACUCGGACCUAUCGUGCCAGAGCGCCAUGGCGUUCCAUCCCUUCUUCCUGCCCGGCGGUCCCGCUCCUCCGGGAGCGCCGGCCGCUCCGGGGUCGUCGGCUGCGCCCGCGACGAGGACCACGGACUUCAGCAUGCACUCCAUUCUGAGCCAGCCGGCGCCGACCACGGCGCCCUUCCUGCCUCUGGAGUGCUUCUCGGCCGGACCUCCUCCGCCUCCCGUGCCGCCUCCUCCGCAUCACCUGUUUCCGGGACUCGGUCCCGGUCUGAGCCACGGGCUGAGCACCGCCGCGGCGCUGGCGGCCUCGGGCCUGGCGCCUCCUCCGGGACUGGCUAUGCCCAGGGUGCCGGGAGCCGCGAUGACGCCCGAGGAGAUGCUCACGGUGCAGUUCAGGCCUCCGCUGUUGAGACCCGUCGAACCCGAAGACGACGGCGUCCGCGACGACCCCAAGGUGACCCUCGAAGGCAUGGAACUGUGGGAGAAGUUUUACGCGAGCGGCACCGAGAUGGUCGUCACCAAGUCCGGAAGGAGGAUGUUCCCCGCCUACAAGGUCCGAGUGUCCGGCUUAGACAAGAAGGCCAAGUACAUCAUGCUCAUGGACAUCGUGGCCGCCGACGACUGCCGGUACAAGUUCCAAAACCGGAGAUGGGUCGUGGCCGGCAAGGCUGACCCCGAGAUGCCCAAGCGGAUGUACAUCCACCCGGACUCUCCAGCGACGGGCGAACAGUGGAUGCAGAAGGUUGUCUCUUUCCACAAGCUCAAGCUCACCAACAACAUCUCAGACAAGCACGGAUUUACCAUCCUGAACUCGAUGCACAAGUACCAGCCGCGGUUCCACUUGGUACGGGCAAACGACAUCCUCAAGCUGCCUUACAGCACCUUCAGGACGUAUGUGUUCAAGGAAACGGGCUUCAUCGCAGUCACCGCCUACCAAAACGAGAAGAUCACGCAACUGAAGAUCGACAACAACCCGUUCGCGAAGGGCUUCAGAGACACCGGGGCUGGCAGAAGGGAGAAAAAGAGGCUGGGCGAGUCUUCGUCGCACCCGCUGGGCGGCGACCACCUGGGACGGUCGCUGCAGGACGGCGACUCGAGCGACGACGACGAGCAGCUGGACGUCGGGGGCGCCGACGACCUCAGGGCGACGGGACUCAACGGAUCGUGUCCGUCGACGCAGGACCACGACGCGGCCCACGAGCGAAGCGGCGGCCGGCACGACGACGCUGCCAACGGCGACCGACGAUGCUCGCCGAGCCCCAACAACCUCGCCGUUGCGGCAGCCGCUGCCGCCGAAAUGUCCCUGCACAGCCUCCAGGGCCUCAGCCUGGCCGCCGCAGCGCAUCCCCAGGCCGCCGCCCUGUUUCCCUACUUCUACCCCGCGGCGUCUUUCUACCACCCUUCCAUGGGUCUCCAUCCGUCCGCCAUGUUCCUGCCGCGAGGCGGACCAUCGGCGUCAUCCCUGGUCGGCGGCCCGCAUCCUGCCAGCUUGCCUCUUCUCAUGGCCGCCAGCCAGCACUUCUUCAACGGCCAGAACCCCAUGGGACAACCGCAGCAGCAGCAUCCGCACGCCGGCAGCGGUGGUCUCAUGUCGGGUGAGUCCGUGGGGUCCAGAUUCCUGAAGCAGCAAGCCGGCCCCCAGCAGGGCCGGUUCGCCCCGUAUGCCGUGCCCGUGGCGUCCACUGCUUCGCCCUCGUCCUCCUCCUCUUCUUCCUCGGUGCCGCAGCAGCACAUCGUGGCGCCUACGCCUACGUACCCGGACUCGGUGCUCCAGGAGCCCGCCGCAACAGCGGCCGCCAGGACUUUGUACGGGCCCACUGCGGGAGUUGUUGGUGCCGUGCUGGACAAGUGCCUCAGUUCGCCGUCGUCCGAGACGGGCGGCAACAGCUCGGACAACUCGCUCGCCUCGUCGUCCAUGGUGUCGAGCGAACUCAAGAACAUGGAGAACAUGGUGAACGGACUCGAGAGGCGCCAGGAACAGUUAGCCAUGCUCUCGCUCUCCAGGCUGAGCGACAAGUAGCGUAUAUGUAGAACGCGCAGGCGUAGUGCAGUGCUUUUUCUUUCUCUCCUUCUUCCUCUCCCUCUCGUAUUAUAUGUGUACAGGGGUGGUGUGCUGCGCGCGUGAUCGACUGUGGUGAACGAAAUAUAGGCCUUCGUGGACUGCGGUGUAACGCCCGGUUCAGUGUGUGUCCUGUGGUGAAGGGCCGAAAAGAGGAAAACAAAAAAGAACUCAGUGCAAUCUGUGUGUGCCAUCGUCGCGAGAACAAGCCAGUCAGUCGCGGAGCAGUGCGGCCUUGGAUAAAACGAACAGGCCAGCCAAGUCGUUGAAAGACUGGCCCUCAACGCAUACCAGCCGGGUGCCGCCCCUGUCCACGUCUUUGUGUACGGAUGUGUAUAGCGUAGAGACUUUGCCUGCGG